Messenger RNA from Poeciliopsis prolifica (blackstripe livebearer), 3596 nucleotides. It is a transcript of the gene map3k13, whose product is annotated as mitogen-activated protein kinase kinase kinase 13. Lineage: Eukaryota; Metazoa; Chordata; Actinopteri; Cyprinodontiformes; Poeciliidae. Gene Ontology annotation, molecular function: JUN kinase kinase kinase activity; ATP binding. The record is from RefSeq and is a predicted model, not a curated record. Gene Ontology annotation, biological process: protein autophosphorylation; JNK cascade.
UUGUACUAUUGAAGAAGCAAUAUCUUCGGUAUCUCUACUGCUCUUGAGAGUACAAUCAAUCAUCAUCAACUGCUGUAACGUAUUAGUUUUUAUCUCAUCGUCCUUCAUCCUGUCUUUUUUUAGCCAACACUGCAUAUGUGCAAGUUUCUAGCAUCAAACAAAAAACAAGCAAUGAGCCUGUAAUAGUUGUUGAGACUGUUUGUCUUGUCUUCCUGUCUUUGUUUAAUGGGCUCAUUGGUGCUGUUUGUUUAUUCAGACUGACAGUGGGAGCCACUCGUCUCUGCGAUGGUGAGCAGCCAGAAGGAGUCGAGCCAGAGACCGGAUCCCACUGUGCAGAUCUCUGAGAUGCUCAUGAAUCACCUGACAGGUGAUUUUCAGCAUCCAGAGAGACCAGUGCGUUAGGACGCCUACCUCCCACUGUAACUUGGCUGCCUAUCCACAUGCAUGACACCAUGGGCAGCUCCCCAGAGGUGCUUUCCUGGACCUCCUGCCCCAGUCUUUUGGUGGGGAAGCUGAAAGAAGAGCUUAAGCUCUCUGUGGUUGGGGACGCCAUGAAGAAAUCCAACUCUCCCAAUGCCCAAUCCCAGCCUCCUCUGGCCCCACCUGCUGCUUUACCUCCUCAGAUUAUAACAGACCUUGCCCCGCCGACCAACCUGCCCGUUCCCCUGCACACGCCCGGCCAGGAUGAGGACUCCAUGUUGGGGGGCAUCAGCCCAGGAAACACGGCCCUCAGUGUGGACUCCACUCGGAGCGAAGGCGGACACUUUGACAACAGUGUACUCCAGCUGCAGGAGCAGGAGCAGGAAGAAGCAGGCUCACCGGCGUCCUGUGAGCACGGUGGGUGUGGGAGUGGCAUGGACGAGCAGGUGGGAGAGGGAGACUGUCCUGUGGACCACAGCGGCGAGGGAAGACCCAGCCACCCACGGCACCCUGACGAUAUCAAGCUGCACUUCCAAAGAGCCGGGCCCGGGUCGGGGGGCUUCCUGGAGGGGCUGUUUGGCUGCCUCCGGCCCGUCUGGAACAUCAUUGGGAAAACUUACUCCACAGAAUACAAGCUGCAGCAGCAAGACAUGUGGGAGGUCCCGUUUGAAGAGAUAUCCGAGCUGCAGUGGCUGGGCAGCGGUGCACAGGGCGCUGUCUUCCUGGGCAAGUUUCGCUCUGAGGAGGUGGCCAUCAAGAAGGUGCGCGAGCAGAAAGAGACGGACAUUAAGCACCUGCGGAAGCUCAAGCACCCCAACAUCAUCAGCUUCAAAGGGGUGUGUACUCAGGCGCCCUGCUACUGCAUCAUUAUGGAGUACUGCGCCCAGGGCCAGCUGUAUGAGGUGCUGAGGGCUGGGAGGAAGGUCACCCCAAGGCUGCUGGUAGACUGGGCCACAGGGAUCGCGGGCGGCAUGAACUACCUACACCUUCACAAGAUCAUCCACAGGGACCUCAAGUCUCCCAAUGUUUUGGUCACACACAACGACACUGUGAAAAUUUCUGACUUCGGAACAUCCAAAGAGCUCAGCGAUAAAAGUACGAAGAUGUCAUUUGCGGGUACGGUGGCCUGGAUGGCCCCAGAAGUCAUAAGAAAUGAGCCUGUGUCUGAAAAAGUCGACAUCUGGUCUUUUGGAGUUGUGUUAUGGGAAUUGCUCACAGGAGAAAUUCCCUACAAAGAUGUGGACUCGUCCGCCAUCAUUUGUGUUGGCAGCAACAGCUUACACCUUCCUGUCCCCUCCACCUGCCCAGACGGUUUUAAAAUCCUCAUGAAACAAACAUGGCAAGGCAAGCCCAGGAAUAGGCCUUCAUUUCGUCAGAUCCUCCUCCAUCUCGACAUUGCCUCUGCUGAUGUUUUAGGAACUCCUCAGGAGACCUACUUCAAGUCUCAGGCAGAGUGGAGGGAGGAGGUGAAGAAGCACUUUGAGAAGAUCAAAAGUGAAGGCACUUGCAUUCACAGGCUGGACGAGGAGCUGAUCCGUCGCAGGAGGGAUGAACUCAGGCAUGCUCUGGACAUCCGGGAGCACUAUGAGAGAAAGCUUGAGAGAGCUAACAACCUCUACAUGGAGCUCAGUGCCAUCAUGCUGCAGCUGGAGGUCCGAGAGAAGGAGCUCAUGAAGAGGGAGCAAGCAGUGGAGAAGAAAUAUCCAGGUAGCUACAAACGCCACCUGGUCCGGCCCAUCGUUAGAUCCAACGCCGUCGAGAAGCUCAUCAAGAAAAAAGGAAGCAUCUCACACAAACCUGGAAUGCCACCCACCAAAAGGCCGGACCUGCUGCGCUCUGACGGCAUCCCCAGCGCCGAUCCUCUCCCAUCACCUUCGCCUCUGUCGGCCAGCCCCAAAGUCUCGACGCCUCCCGGGAAAACGCGCUACCGCAGCAAGCCUCGCCAUCGCCGCGCCAACAGCAAAGGCAGCCACAGCGAGUUCCCUGGCGCCUUGAAGCCUGUCGCUGGAGCCCCAGAAGACACCCAGUCUCUGCAGGAGCAGCCUUUCCACCACCACCAUCAUCAUCAUCAUCACCACCACCCACCAGCUGAGGGUCAGUUUCUUCCCCUGAAAGGCCGCGAGGAGGCUGUAGUUAACUGUGCCAACAAUCUGCGCUACUUCGGCCCCGCCGCCGCCCUCCGCAGCCCUCAGACCGACCACCUCCAGCGCCGCGUCUCUGACUCCAGUCCUGACCUCAUUUCCACAGCCGUGGAUGCAGACACACGGCAGCGGACUUCAUCCACCAGCUCCAACCCAAUACCAGGGGCCGGCGCUGUGCUGUUAUGUCCCUGCUGCCAGGCUCACCCUGUGCCCGGCUGCUUGCACUGUCAGGAGACUCCGCCCACUCUAAGCCAACCAGAAUUACCGCACUACUCACUGCUUAGCACCCAGGAAAGCAACCAGUCUUCCCUGGCGCCACCCAAUAAAGAAGCAGCUUUAAACGCAGAGGACGGCAACCUCGCUGCCCCGCAGGCGCAGGAUCCAUCCCAGUCCAAACACCUGCUACCCUCUGCACUGCCCCGCACCCUCAGACCCCUCAGAAAGGGUGGUGAUGAGUCAUCUGAAGAGGAGGAGGGAGAGGUGGACAGUGAAGUGGAGUUUCCACGGCGACAAAGACCCCAUCGCUGUAUGAGCAGCUUCCAGUCCUACUCCACCUUCAGCUCGGAGAACCUGUCGGUGUCGGACGGGGAGGAGGGCAACACGAGCGACCACUCGCACAGCGGACCCCUGAGCGCCAGCCAGGAGGAGCACCUGGACGAGCUGCUGUCGCACACGCCCGACAUCCCCAUCGACAUCUCCACCCAGUCCGACGGCCUCUCCGACAAGGAGUGCGCCGUCCGCAGGGUGAAGACGCAGAUCUCGCUGGGAAAGCUGUGCUCGGACGAACACAGCUAUGAGAAUCCGCUGCAGUUUGCAGACUCAGACUGUGAUUCGUCAGAAGCAGAGUGCUCCGAUACCACCAUCAGAAACAACAAAGUCGGUGCUCCGUCAUCGUGGUGAACCUCUCCACAGGGUGUUGAAUCCGUUUGUUUAUUUUUCUUUGCCUGGUGGCCAUCACGUUCAUAUUAGAGGGCUCUGCAGAAAACACAGCAAUAAGAGGACAUCAUAGAGAACAAAACUCUCCCUACAGCAAAG